This is a messenger RNA of Penicillium macrosclerotiorum, 1107 nucleotides long. RefSeq names its product transcription factor IIF subunit TFG2. The transcript is spliced from 4 exons. The coding region runs from base 1 to 1107 and encodes 368 amino acids. Gene Ontology annotation, cellular component: transcription factor TFIIF complex. Lineage: Eukaryota; Fungi; Ascomycota; Eurotiomycetes; Eurotiales; Aspergillaceae. Gene Ontology annotation, biological process: transcription by RNA polymerase II; transcription initiation at RNA polymerase II promoter. The record is from RefSeq and is a predicted model, not a curated record.
AUGGCCCAGGUCAAACCAGACCCGGACGCCCUCUACAUCAAGUCUGAUCCUGAUUCCAAAGACACAGUCCUUGCCGACAUUGACGACGAGGAUAUCUAUGAAGAUGCAGGAGAUUUGGAUUUCUCAGCUUCUGCGCAGAAUGUGUGGAUGUCACGUCUUCCUCGACAGCUGUGGGAACACUGGUCACAACUGGAUGAUGAUGAAGAGAUUGAGAUAGGAACAAUCAGGAUAGAAGGAGAACCUGGAGAUCUCAAGCGGGUCAGCUUGCGACUCCAUGACCGUCCCGAUAACCGUGAUAUUCCCAAGGACUAUAUCCUACAAAAACAAGUCCCUUUAUCCGCAAACUCCUCGCACACAACAAACAAUACAUACGUUUUCACAGAAAAGGAUAUACCUGGAGCAGAGAACCGGAUGGCUGUGUUCGGAGAGACGCGCUCCGCCUUGUAUGAAGCCAUGAAGCGCGAUGCGCGAAGGAAAGAGCAGGGCAGGAAAUGGGAGCCUUAUGUGCGAAAGACCGUACCGAAACAUACGGCGCUUGUCGGCAGUGUCAGUGAGGAAUUCAACUGCUUGCCGGUUGAGAACGAGGAAUUCCGUCGAAUCUCUGAAUAUAGAGCCCUGGAGGCUCUGAAACCGAAGAAGGAGACGAAGUUCAUUGAGAAAAUCCCUGGCAAGAUUCUCCAGUCACGCCAUGCCCUGCCCACGGAAAAGGGCACCUUUGUGCAAGCAACAAAGCCUCUCAAGGCCAAACCACAAGAAAACAAGUCUACGCGUAUGCCUCAAAACGAGCUGUUGGAUCGCAUUUUCGCAUGCUUCCGCGAAUAUCAGUUCUGGCCAUUUAAGACGCUUAAGAACAGGCUUCAGCAGCCUGAGGCCUAUCUCAAACAGACACUGGAGAUGGUUGCUCACCUGGUCAAGGCUGGAGACUUUGCCAUGACAUGGGAAUUGAAGCCGGAGGCACGACAGGCCAACUAUGCCCAAAUGUCGGAUGCUGAGGUCAAAGCUGAACUGCCACCCGAUGCCGCCAACUUCGACGACGCUUCAGAAGAUGACCAAACACCCUCCGGAAUGGUAACAGAUCAUGACGAUAUGCAGUUUGAAAAUGUGUAG